AUGGACGACAGCUCCACGCGAAAAGCAGUCGAUACGGGCUACGAUCCGUACUAUCUUCGCUACCCCAUCAAAACACUAACGGUGCUAUUCUUAGCGUGGAAAGCGAUCCUGUUACCGAUUAUCGCUAACUCCCCCGGUCUUGGCUAUGAUACCUCCACAAACCUGUUGGCGGUUUCUUCGCCUACAUCAGCAUUCUCUACCACAUGGCCUAACCCGCUGUUGUCCAGCAUAUCGUCUUCGUCUUCGGGAAUUUGGAACUUUGUGAGAUGGGACGCUAUUUACUUUGUUCGUGUGGCCGAGAGAGGAUAUCUGUUUGAGCAAGAGUGGGCUUGGGGUUAUGGAUGGACCGGGUUGUUGAGUUUUCUUGGUUCUGCAUUCGCAAACCACAAUGGAGACGUCCCUAUCGCAGCAAUCGCAUUCAGUGGCAUCGCGCUUUCUCAUCUCAGUCACUUCCUGUCGUCGUUGAUUCUGCAUGCUCUCACGAAAUUGUUAUUCGGGUACGAAACACGAUCUCAAAAAGCGUUCUGCCUCAUAUCCGCUGCUCUCCAUAUAAUCUCUCCGGCCGGAGCCUUUCUCUCUGCCCCAUACGGCGAGUCGCUGUUUUCGCUCUUGAACUUUACUGGCUUCUACAUUUAUUCGUCAGCUUUACUUGUCGAGAAUGCUGGAAGUCGGGCGCGACGUGAUAUUUACUUCUUGCUUGCGGGUAUUCUAUUUGCGACGGCUACUAUAAUCCGGGGAAAUGGCAUCAUAAGUGGUUGCUUGUUUGCAUAUGACGCGGUGCAAGGGGUACUUCAAUUCUUAAACAAUGGACUUUCAAUUGACUUGAUUCGUCGGACUGGCUUCAUUGUCCUUGGUGGGAGCAUUGUCGCUCUCGGUUCGAUUAUACCCCAGUACAUUGCUUACACGGAGUAUUGCGUCGCGACAACUCGGCCGUGGUGUGAACGAUUGUUGCCUAGUGUAUAUGGGUGGGUCCAAGUUCAUUACUGGAACAACGGCUUCUUACGAUACUGGACCAUCUCCAACCUACCGCUUUUCAUACUAGCAGCGCCUGUACUUGCUGCAAUGCUAUACUCGUCCUUCAGAGCACUGACGGGGCGUCUUGGACCAUCGCACACAACUCACGUGUCUAUCUCCAAGAUGAACACAUCCCAAUCUGCAGUACUUCGUCUUGCCAUUGCGCAAGGCAUCCUCGCAGCGAUGACCCUCACCAGCCUCCACGUCCAGAUCAUCAACCGCAUUGCAUCAGGCUAUCCCGUGUGGUAUUGGUAUCUAGCUACCUCGGCGUGGGGAUCAACCACACAGCUCGGCAGUCGAAUUUUCACCACAGCCGUUCAAGGAAUGGCCAUGUAUGCGCUGAUACAGGCGGUGCUGUAUGGGUCAUUUCUGCCCCCAGCGUGA
This is a messenger RNA of Talaromyces marneffei, 1398 nucleotides long. RefSeq lists its product as uncharacterized. Gene Ontology annotation, molecular function: GPI mannosyltransferase activity; alpha-1,6-mannosyltransferase activity. Gene Ontology annotation, biological process: GPI anchor biosynthetic process. NCBI's taxonomy places the organism in Eukaryota, Fungi, Ascomycota, Eurotiomycetes, Eurotiales, Trichocomaceae. The coding region runs from base 1 to 1398 and encodes 465 amino acids. The record is from RefSeq and is a predicted model, not a curated record. Gene Ontology annotation, cellular component: mannosyltransferase complex; endoplasmic reticulum membrane. The transcript is spliced from 3 exons.